AUCAGCUUCUAAUGGUGAUGACAGUAAAAGGUCUUUCUCAGUGAGUGAGUGAGUGUGGAGUGGGUGAGGAGAGCAGGGAGGGCUGGCAGUCAGAAAGAAGCAAAGUAAUUCUUCCCAGCAAAGCACAGACGCUUGUGCUUGAGCGGGAGCUGCAGUUACUGUACGUCCCCUCUUUUCACUCCUCGUGCGUGUGCAUGCUUGCACUCUUGACUGCUGGUAUUUUCUCUUCAUUCUCUAUUGCCCCCUCGAGUCCAGACAGGUCCAGUGUUUCCAUUUUGGAUAAUUUGGCUGCAAACGCGCGCGCCCACACUUCUCCAGAGCCGCCACAACUCAAGGUGAAUGCCGUCAUGCCAUUUGGGUGCCUUGCUUUGCGAGAUGGGCAGACUUAUGACAGUAUAUCUGAUGUGACAGACAAAUAUGAGAUUGGUCAGGUUCUCCGAGCGAAGGAGUUCUGUGAGCUGUGCCUGGCAAAGGACAGACAAACAAACAAAGUGUUUGUCUGCAAGAAAUUUCUCAAAAAAGAUGGCAGGAAAGUCCGCAAGGCUGCCAAGAACGAGAUCAUGAUCCUGAAAUUGGUCAAUCAUCCAAACAUCCUUCAGCUUAUAGAUACAUUUGAGACCCGGAAAGAAUACUACAUCAUCCAGGAACUAGCCACAGGGGGGGAUGUCUUCGACUGGAUUCAGGAUCAAGGCAACUACACAGAAAGAGAUGCCUCCAAUGUCAUCAGACAGGUCCUGGAGGCUGUGGCAUAUUUGCACUCCCUCAACAUAGUCCACCGGAAUCUGAAGCUGGAAAACCUAAUGUACUACACUGAGAACAACCACAACAAAGUAGUUCUGCGAGAUUUCUACCUUUCUAGAUUUGAGAAUGGGCCAAUCACUGAGCCUUGUGGAACACCAGAAUACCUGGCACCUGAAGUAGUGGCUCGGCAUCGAUAUGGUCGACCUGUGGAUUGCUGGGCCGUGGGUGUCAUUAUGUUCAUACUUUUAUCGGGUAACCCUCCUUUUUAUGAUGAGACGGAAGAGGAGAACACGGAUCUACAUAAUCGCAUAAUUUUCUGUCGUAUUGUUGCUGGGGACUUUGAGUUUGAUUCCCCAUACUGGGACGACAUCUCCCCUGCAGCGAAAGAGCUUGUCUGUCGACUCAUGGAGGUGGACCAGAUGCUGAGAAUCACAGCACAAGAAGCACUUUGGCAUGAAUGGAUCGCAGGGAAUGGCGCAUCAGAGAAAAACCUAAAGGAUGGUGUCUGUGCCCAGUUUGAGAAGAACUUUGCAAAGGCCAAAUGGCGGAAAGCAAUCCGUGUCACCACCUUCAUGCAACGUCUGAAGAACUCUGAGUCAGUUAUGGACAGUUCAACUGAGGUACUGAGUGGUGAAGAAGGGGAUGUUAAAGGAAAAAUGUCUGAAGUGACAAGUAAUGAGGAGGUCCCCAGGGUUAUAGAAGGCGGGGUUAUUACCGGAGGUGUGCCAUUAGAGGUCAUGGUUGAAAAUAGGCCAGCGAACGUUGACCGGGAGAUUGAAAACCAGCAGGCUGUAGAGGUGAAUAUUAAAGUUGGCGCAUCCACACCCCCUGAUAAGCCUGGUACAAAGAAAGUGACAGAUGGUCAAACCAACAUAACAGUUCCCAAUUUGAAUGAAAGCAAAGAAUCCAAAAUAAAACCUACUAAGACCACUGAAUGCACAAAGCUAACACACAGCGUUUCAGGUUCCCAUCCUGACAAAAAACAGACAUGCACCUCCCCAGAUGCCAGCAACAAGCACAAGAUGACUGCAACACUUCACAGCCCUCCACCCGCAGCCACUGCAAAUGCCACACCGAAGGAUAAAAAUGAUGGAAGCUGGUGUCAGACACAACUGCCUGAGGCGGUGGCAGAGAGUUCAGUAGGAGCAUCGGUCACUCAGGCAAUUGCACCCACUGUUGGGGCUGAUGUAAGUCUAGGUGUUAGGUUAAGGGGUGAAACCAGUCCCGUGUUGAGGAGGGACAGGGACGCCAAGAAAACUGACCGUUACAGUGCAGAAUUUAAUAUUGCCAAAGAAGGUCCUACAGCAGGUCAGGGAUGCUAUGCAAUUGGGAGCUCUGCUAGUCUGGGCCGGCACGCCACACCGUACAAUAGAGACAUUGGGACCAUAGGCAUGGGAAUGACAGGAGUCUAUGGGAGUCCAUAUUCCACCUUGUAUGGAAGUGGAAGAAGUGUUGGGAUGUAUGGGACUGGGUUGCAUCAGGGAGUGGGAAGCAGAACGACAAGCGACUGGCAAAUGGACAGUGUGAUUGAGCAGAUUGAAAAGCAAAUGGUGGCAGUACUGGAGAAGAUUGAGGGAGACAUGCCAUCAUUGCUGGAGCAAAUCAGUGACUGCCCAUCUGAACCACUACGUAUUAGGAGCGCACACGCCUCACCUGCAACCUCCCGGGCACGCACCUCCCAUCACUGCUCUUCUGAAACCUUGGCCACCCCACCACCUCUUCCAACUUCUCCUAGGCCUGCUCUGCCAUCCCUCCCUCAUCUUACUAUCCCCCCUCCUUCCUAUCCUCCACCUUCCCCACCAUCUCAACCCUCAGUGCAGACUACAGAACAUCAAGAAUUUGGACAGAGAGGGACUGAAUGUUCUGGACAAUCCUCCAGAACUAGUAUGGGCAGGGGGUUGUAAAGUAGGUGGGAAUGAUCAAUAUAAAAGGUGUAACAACACAGAUUUGGGUUUGAAUGAUCUUAUUUUCAUGUAAAUUACUGGCGACCAUGCUAGAUGGAAGUACAGAAAAUGAGAAUAUAGAUGGAUAAUCUCAUUAGAUAUGCUCCAGCACCCCACGAUCCUGACAAGGAUAAGUGGCGUUGAAAAUGGAUGGAUAUUCUUAUUAUGUACCUUGUUACCUUGUCACACUAAGACAGCACAUCCAUGUUGUAUUGUUUUGUAUGGCCACAAGAUGACUCCUAUAUAUAGUAUACGUUUGUAACACUAAACUCUUACACCUGAGUGAAAGGAAGUAAUGGAAUGUGAAUUUAUGAUUAACAAAUUUGUGCGUUAUGCUCACAAGACUUCAUCAUUCUGGUAUCAAGGCACUUUGAUCAAAGUCCACAGCAGAGGGGUGGUACAAUAACAGACAUGCUAAAACACUCAUUGUAAAUACAUCUACUGUAACUUACAAUUCAUGUUAUGCUAUGUGUUGUAAACUUCCUUAUGUCCAAACAUCUUUUAACAUUAAUAAUUACGCACUUCCAGUUUCAUUUUCAUCCUUUUCAAUGUAGCCAUACAAUUGAGAGGGAGAUCAGUAUAGUAGCCAACUGGAUUGAUGAAGCCUUGAGAUGGAGAUUGGUUUCCUUGAAAUCACCCUUCCAAGUUAUCCCCCAAAUAAUCUUGAAUAUUUUUGUGGAAAAAAAGUCAAUUUAUUUCACUAUCACAAAUGUAAAAGCAAUUUACAUUUUAAUCAUAUGCUUUUUGGGUCAAUGUACCUAAAUGUUAUGUGCACUUCUCUGGAUCAAGUCUAUCCUUCACCCUACCCAAUGUAAAAUAUAUUGUCUUUAAAAUAUAUUGUGUCUGAAAGUCUUGCAUCCAAAUAAAAGGCAAAUGUCAUCUUAACCAGUUUUAUUUAUUCAUAUAUUUGUUAUCGGGACAGAUCAAUGACUGAUUUUAGGGCACCGGU
This is a messenger RNA of Corythoichthys intestinalis (scribbled pipefish), 3633 nucleotides long. RefSeq names its product CaM kinase-like vesicle-associated, like (gene camkvl). NCBI's taxonomy places the organism in Eukaryota, Metazoa, Chordata, Actinopteri, Syngnathiformes, Syngnathidae. The transcript has 11 exons. The record is from RefSeq and is a predicted model, not a curated record. Gene Ontology annotation, cellular component: intracellular anatomical structure. Gene Ontology annotation, molecular function: calcium/calmodulin-dependent protein kinase activity; ATP binding; calmodulin binding. Bases 195 to 2645 code for a protein of 816 amino acids. Gene Ontology annotation, biological process: peptidyl-serine phosphorylation.